Pygocentrus nattereri (red-bellied piranha) is the source of this 3107-nucleotide messenger RNA. It is a transcript of the gene pdia7, whose product is annotated as protein disulfide isomerase family A, member 7. Gene Ontology annotation, cellular component: endoplasmic reticulum; cell surface. NCBI's taxonomy places the organism in Eukaryota, Metazoa, Chordata, Actinopteri, Characiformes, Serrasalmidae. Bases 113 to 1615 code for a protein of 500 amino acids. The record is from RefSeq and is a predicted model, not a curated record. Gene Ontology annotation, molecular function: protein disulfide isomerase activity. Gene Ontology annotation, biological process: protein folding; response to endoplasmic reticulum stress. The transcript has 13 exons.
GCGCUCUCAACAACGCCGAGCUGAACUUUUACUCGGGUAACUUGGGUUACCUAGUCAGUGAAGGACUUCUGCGCUAGCUUAGCGAGCCGCGCUCAGUAACAUACAGGCUGUCAUGUCGGUUAGCUGCACUGUUAAUAUGCAUUUGCUGCCCUUUUCUUUUCUUUGUCUCGGUGUCUUGCUGGAAAGCUCGUUGUGUGUAGAGGGCAGCGAUGUGCUGGAGAUAGGGGACGCUGAUUUUGAGGUCCGUGUGGCCGCGCACGACACUCUGCUGGUGGAGUUUUUCGCUCCGUGGUGUGGUCACUGUCAGAGGUUAGCACCUGAAUAUGAAGCUGCUGCCACCAGGCUGAAGGGAACAGUAUCCCUAGCAAAGGUUGACUGCACUGUGAGCUCUGAGACAUGUGGUAGGUUUGGGGUGAGUGGAUAUCCGACUCUGAAAAUCUUCCGUAAUGGGGAGGAGGCUUCUUCAUAUGAGGGCCCCCGAACAGCAGAUGGAAUUGUGAGCUAUAUGAAGAAGCAGGUUGGACCCAGCUCUGUACCUCUGCGCAGCGAGGCUGACUUGAAUUCUUUCAUAAACACUUUUGAUGCCAGCGUAGUGGGCUUCUUCUCAGGAACAGAAAGUCCGCAGCUUGCUGAGUUUCUAAAGGCCUCCAGUGCUUUGAGGGACAGCUACCGAUUCGCUCAUUCAACAGAUCUGAGAAUUGGGCUAAAACACAAUGUUGACACAGAGUGCGUCCUACUGAUUCGCCCGCCACACCUGAACAGCAAGUUUGAGGAGAGUGUGGUGAAGUUUACAGAAUCUUUUUCAACCUAUUCGCUCCGUACAUUCAUCAAGGACAACAUUUUUGGCCUGUGCCCUCAUCUGAACUCCGAGAACAGAGACAUUUUGAGGGCGAGCGAUCUGCUUACAGCUUAUUAUGAUGUUGAUUAUGUGAGGAAUCCAAAAGGUACAAAUUACUGGAGGAACAGGGUGAUGAAGGUGGCAACUCAGUUCCAAUCGCGUGGGCUGACUUUUGCUGUGGCGGACUGGGAGGAGUUCCAGGAGGAGCUGGAGGAGGAGUUUGGUUUGGGGCUUUCUGAUGGAGGAGAACUGCCAGUCAUCACUAUCAGGACCAGAGCAGGACACAAGUACAUCAUGCAGGAGGAGUUCACGAGAGAUGGGAAAUCUCUAGAGAAUUUCCUGGAGGACUAUUUUGCUGGCCGGUUAAAGAGAUAUGUCAAGUCGGAGCCUAUUCCAGAGUCAAAUGAUGGUCCUGUCAAAGUUCUGGUUGCAGACACAUUUGAGGAGAUUGUGAACAACCCAGAGAAAGAUGUUCUGGUGGAGUUUUAUGCCCCUUGGUGUGGUCAUUGUAAAAAUCUGGAGCCCAAAUAUACUGAGCUUGGAGAGAAGCUGUCUGGCAAUCCCAACAUAGUCAUUGCUAAGAUGGAUGCCACUGCCAAUGAUGUUCCUCCAAAUUAUGAUGUACAAGGCUUUCCAACUAUUUACUUUGCACCUGCUGGACAAAAAGACCAGCCAAGGAAAUAUGAGGGUGGACGAGAGGUUAUUGACUUCAUCAGCUACCUGAAGAAAGAGGCUACAAAUCCUCUGGUCCUACACACAUCAAGAGAUGACCUGUGAUUUUGAUUCAGAUAACCAUGAAAAUGAGAGGAGUCUAGAAGAUGGAGAUAUGAACAGAUAGUCUGCAAUUUUUUGGAUUCUGUGGACAGAGCACAAGCCCAUGGGUGUUACUUUGUCCUGAAACUAACACAGAAUAUCCUAGUUUGAAAGAAUAAGAAUUAGAGGUCCAAGUGACUGACAUGGGCUCAUCAAUCAGCAGAUCCUCACAUCAAAUGCUUGUUGUUAAAGUAUAAUUUUAGACGUUAAGAACUCAAACCAAAGGUAAAUACGUUUUUAACCAGGAGUCUUUAAAUUUUAUUUUUUUUGUAUUCUGUUUUCUUUACUGAGCACAGUUCUCUUUCCACUGAGGCUGUUCAUAGAAUAUGCAAGAGUAGUUUUAUACUAGUAAAUAAGAAUAAAUUGUAUCCUGUACGCAGAUGCCCUGACAGUAUAUAAGAUGCGUUCUCUGAGCUGAUUAUUCCUAACAGUAGAUUGUAUAUCUGUCACAACACUGGGACAGUUUUACUAAGUUACAUAUCCUGAUAAUUUAAAGCAGAAUUCCACUGAGUUUAAUAGCGGAGAUGUAAACAGUUUCUCUCAUAGUGGUUUGAUGUGAAGUGGUGCAUUGCAGAGGAAUAUACUGGCUUAGAUUUUCUUUACUGUGUGAUAGUGAUAGGUCCAGGGUUUACAGUCUGUAAAAGGCAGAUAUAGACAUUAUAUUUUAGGCUCAAUGUCCCAGGCAUCGAGAGAUUUUGUUUUUUUAACUAUUUUGCAUUAAUGACUUUAUGUGAAGUAGCUUUUAUAGAGGCAUUAAAUGUCUUGGAUGUCUGGUUCUUUUUUCCACCACUGUGAAGAAUUCUGACUCUGCAGGUUUUUCUAGGGUGGCAUGUUUCACAUCAAAACACUCUUAAUGACAUAUUUACGUCUAAGCCAUUUAAUUAUGCAGAAAUUCCACUGUAAGUUACUAAAGAAGUUCUCCUUUAUGUUACUUAAGAAGCUAAAUCCAGUGGUCAUUGUGCCAAAAGGGUAUAUGUAUACAGUGGGUAAAAGAUUUAUUGGUGCUCUAGUCUAUAUAAUAGUGUCAGACAGCUUGAUUUUAGGUUAUCAUGGUAAUUUCAUAAUCAGAAUUUCUGAAAACAGUUUCACAGUUUAUAAUAAAUGUUUAGAAACAAAUUGUAACAAGUGUAAUAUACAGAAUUGUUACUGAGCAACAUAAUGCGGUUCCUUUGAGCUACAUGAUACUAGUAUGUUCAAUAAAUAGAUAUUUGAAUGUGUAAUCUGUAGGUCAGAAAGUUUAUGUUUCUCAAAUUGGUGCUUAAAAUUGGAAAUAGUAAUUAAAACCUGUACUGUAUUAGCAGGAAGAUGGGUUUCAACGUUAUAAUGUGUGGUGGUGGUGAAUUAUUUAACAGCUGCAGUGAAACUGAUUUCUGUUCUACCUCUUCAGGCCAGAAUACCAUGUUGUACUUUGCAGAUUUCUCAUGUGUUCAAACAAAAUAAAAAAAAUUAACUUUAA